UCAACCACAACAACAACUACAACGACAACAACUACAACGACAACAACGACGACAACCACUACGACAACGUCAUCCACAACAACCCCUACCCCUACCACAUCACCCGCUGAAACAACAACACCGAAAUAUUGCAAUACAGAAACUACAACACGUCCGCCAUGCAACAACACAACAACGCGGCCACCGUGCACAACAACGCGGCCACCGUGCACAACAACUCGACCACCAUGUACCACAACACGGGAACCAUGUACCACAGCACGGGCACCAUGCACAACAACACGGCCUCCAUGCACAACAACACAACCACCAUGUACCACAACAAGGCCACCAUGUACCACAACAAGGCCACCAUGUACGGAAACAAUCACCACUCCGUGCCCAACACCAGCCCCAACUAAGGCACCCGGCCACACCGUCAACAACGACAAUACCAGGGACGUGGCUCUUGCUCAGCUGCUGAUCUCCCGCCACGACUGCCGCGGAAAAGUCGAUGGAACUUAUCUGGCCGACAUACGCCAUUGUCGCCACUACUACGUGUGCGACAGGCAGAGAUCUAGGCGCCAGAACUGUCCUCUCGGACAGUGGUUCGACCGUCAGCUGAAAACUUGCCGUCAAAGCAGCGAGGUUACCAAUUGCCUGGCCAUGCGCAAUUAAGAAUUCACAAAUGAAAGUGAAAUGAAAUGGAAAUGGAAAUGAAAAUGAUCCAGCAUCAACUGCGCCUCCAUUGCGGCUAGGCCAUUUGCAUAUACUUAUUCCAAAUUCGCACAAGUCAAACCAAAACAAUUCAACCAACCUGCAACAUAUCAAUGAAAAGUAAAGUAAUACCAAAGACAAUAUAUUUUCAAAGCAAUAAACCAAAUUUUCAUAGCCAUAAAAGUAAAA
Molecule: messenger RNA, 885 nt
Organism: Drosophila guanche
Lineage: Eukaryota; Metazoa; Arthropoda; Insecta; Diptera; Drosophilidae
Product: integumentary mucin C.1
Exons: 1
Cellular component (GO): extracellular region
Molecular function (GO): chitin binding
Source: RefSeq, a predicted model, not a curated record